AUGGCUGAGACAUUUGAGAAAAUGAAAAAAGAGCUUGAAGAUUCACGGAAGGAACCUAGCGUUGAAGUUGAGCCUGGAGACUCUUCACCGAAGAAGUCUUCACCGAAGGAGCCUUCAACGAAUUCCUUUGAUGUGAAUUUUAGUGAAGAAGAUGAUAUCCCAGAGUUCAUAGAUACACAAAGCGUUGAAGGGCUUUCUCAGACCUCGUAUGUGCCCGGCUUUGAUCCAUCUCAGACCAAGCAGAGAGACGAGUGGUGGACUCCAAGGACUUCAGUCAGAGAUUCAGAAGCUCCACUGCCGUCACAGUGGCAGAAAUGGAAUAAAGGAAAAAGACUUCAGCUUACUGAUUCACCAUUGCGCACAGAUGGUUCUCCGCAGUCGUCACUAUAUUAUUGCUCUGAAGAAUCGUGGAUAGGAUUCACGGAAUGGGUUAAGACACCAAAACCUUUACCACUUGGUCCGUCAAUCUUAAAUUUGCCUAUAGCUACAAGGAUAGUAACUCCAGGAAAAUGGCUUGGCAACGAGGAAAUGGAUGCAUUUAUGUUUAUAUGGCGAGUUAACACAACUUUGAAGCAUUGGGGCCCGAGCCGUGUUGCUUUCAUGAGUGUUAUGUUCUGCCUCCAAAUCGAUGCCGCAUACAACAAGUUCACUCGUGACAAAAAAGCCUAUGGCCUGAGUAAUCACUGGGUUGGUGUUCAUGUCAACAUUAUUGAGAAAAAGGUGGAAGUGUUGGAUAGUGGUCGGGGAAGAAAUAUACAACACGUUGAGAAGUUUGCUGCUUUGAUUCCUAGGAUAGUGAAGGCUGUUGGACCACCUGUAAGACAGAAGCAGUUACUCCUCAAAUCUUAUUCUAUCGUGGAUGUUCCUAUGAAGACGAGAUUGAAAAAGUCUUGUUGUGAUUGCGGUGCAUACGCACUCAAGCACUUGGAAUGCCUUCUGCUUGGUAUCGAUCUAAGUUUAGUUGAUGAUGAAAUAAUCAUGGGUUGCAGACAGAAGAUUGGUGUGGAUUUAUGGGAGGCUGCACACGAUCCCAUUUACGCUGUGGCAAUGACACGAUAUGUGCCUUCACCAUGGGAGAGAGAAGAGUCCUUUGAACUCGAAGAUUGA
This is a messenger RNA of Eruca vesicaria subsp. sativa (arugula), 1107 nucleotides long. NCBI's taxonomy places the organism in Eukaryota, Viridiplantae, Streptophyta, Magnoliopsida, Brassicales, Brassicaceae. The record is from the annotation of a GenBank genome assembly.